CUUAAGUUGGAUCAGUGGUCAUCAGGAAUGGAAACGUAGCACAAUAUUAGUCUUACCAGCUAUAUUAGUCAACGGAGGUCCUAAAGGAAGACUUGGGACACUAACUAAAUCGUUUGUGAUCUUUACUGACAAAAUAUCGUUUCGCUAUGUACAAGUCCCUGUAUGCCUUUCGCUCAUCGGAGCCCAACUCUCUCCACUUCGCGGCCGGGGAAAGCUUCUUGAUCUUGGAACGCAGCAACAAACACUGGUGGCUUGGAUCUCGGUGCAGCUCCGGAGAGACCGGUUAUAUACCAUCUUCUUACAUCGAGAAAGUCCAGGCUCCGGAGCAGGAUGAGGUGCUGCAGUCCAUUGACAGAGCCAUAGAGGGCAUCCACAACGUGGCCAUGAAGAACGGAGGCAAAUACAACCUAGAGCAGCGGGACGUGCUCCAGAAGUUGAUCCACCACAGAAAGGAGAUCCUGUCCCGUCGGAGCCCUACACCCUCCGGCCACAAGCAGGCGCUACCAUCCUCCACCAGCGACCUGUCCCUCAGCCACACACCCCCACCGCCCAAUGGCCUCAGCCGACCAUACGGACGGCAGGCCAGCGAGCCAAUGACGGAGCCAGCAGAGCCAGGAUUCUACCAGGUACCGCCUCAACCUCGCAGAGCAGCACCUGUUACCCCUCCCCCACCCGAGAAACGCAGAGAAACCCGACGCACAGAGCCUGACUCCAUCUCCCGGGUGUCUGCCUCAGGCCCUGGUGGUCCCUCCUCCUCCUCCUCCACCUCUAAGCCCCCCUCAUCCAGAGGAGUCUCCCCCAGCAGCAGCAUUGCCUCUCUGGACUCCACCUCCACUCACUCGGUGGUGUCCUCCGACAUCAGCCUGCCCAGCGUGGCCAGCACUCCUCCUCCAGUCCCCACUCGUGCCAAGGCACCCCCACCCCCAGUGGAGCAGCCUCAAGCUCAGCCAUCACCACCUCAGCCCCCCCAGGCCGAGAAGAGACCCAGCCCAUCCCCAUCACCCUCCACACUGCCCUCCGCUGCCCCCUCCAAGAAAGGCCCAGCCCCCCCGGCCCCCUCCUCCCCCUCCUCCCCUCCUCCACUUCCUGCUCCCGCGGCUCCAGUUACCAAUCAGGAGUCUUUAGAGGUGGAGUGGCCCGUGGCCCCGCCCCCUGUGUCCUUCGGCACCCCACCAGGAAGUCCUACCAAGAAGGAGGAGGUUCCCGCGACGACAGGGGCGGAGCUGAUCGAGCUGGUGCGGAAGAGCACGGGGCUGAGCUACGAGCUGUCGCGCGUUGCCGUGGCAGUGGUGCUGGGCCAUCUGCAGACCAGCGUACCACAGACCGCCUCCGCCAUGGAGCAGGUCCUCCUCUCAUUGGUCGAGAGCAAGGACCUGGGCUCAGCGUUGCCGCAGGGGCAGGUGUGUCACGAUGAGAAGCGCCUGGGCGUGAUCUUUGGGGACCUGGCGCGUCACCGUGACGACUCGCAGCAGCGGAGCUGGGCUCUGCACGAGGACCACGCGGUCAUCGCAGGGUACCUGGAGGAACUGCUACAGAUACUGACGGACGCUGACCCUGAGGUGUGCAAGAGGAUGUGUAAGGACAACCACUCAGAGCCCAUCCUGUCUCUGGUCUCCUACUACCAGAUGGAGCAUCGUGUGUCUCUGCGGCUGCUGCUUCUGAAGGUGUUUGGUGCCGUUUGUGGGCUAGACGCCGCUCUCAUCUCCACUCUGCUCAACUCCAUACUACCCAUGGAGCUCGCUAGAGACAUGCAGACAGACACACAGGAAAACCAGAAGAUGUGCUACACAGCGCUGGUGCUCUCCAUGAUCUUCUGCAUGGGAGAACAGGUGCCGUACCAUCACUAUGAGCAUCUGAACGGUGACUUUGUGCAGUUCCUGCUCGACGUGAUCGAAGACGGUCUGCCCUCUGACCCCACGGAACAGCUGUCUGACCUCUUCAUCAACCUAAUACUGGCCUUCAACCUGCAUCUCUCAGUGCCAGCUAACAACAUGGUGAUGACGACCCUGAUCAAGAAGCCAAAUGUCAAGAUACUGACAGAGAAAAUACUCCUGCUGCUGAACCGCGGGGAUGACCCUGUGUGUAUGUUUAAGCACGAGCCCGCGGCUCCCCAUUCGGUCCUGAAGUUCCUGCAAGACGUCUUCGCCAAUCAGGACUCCGCCCACAUCUUCUACCGGACGGACAUGAUGGUUAUGAUCGACAUCUGCGUACGGCAAAUAUCAGACCUGUCAGCCGGAGACAAGCUGCGUAUGGAGUACCUGUCCCUGAUGCACGCCGUCAUGCGCUCCACUGACUACCUGGAGCACCUGCAUCGCCUGGACGAUCUGCAGGGGGCGCUGCAGAGGAUUCUGGGAGAGGAGGAUGAUGACGAGGGCGACUCGGGCGCGGGGUCCGGCUCGGGCGCGGGCUCGGUGCGGCAGAUGGACAAGCUGAUCGUCAAGGAGAUCUACAGGGAGUUUCCCCAGAUCGCAGAGAGCAAGAGCUGAGUCGAGCUGAGCUGCACUUAGACCUCCAGGACACCUGGGGGGGCUACAGGCUGGAGGUGUAGACAUAUUAAUACAUACCAACUGGAGGCUGGAGGCUGGAGGCAUAGACAUGUAUACAUACAGUAGAUGGAGCUACAGGCUGGAGGCAUAGAUAUACAGCUCGUGCAUACACAGAUGCUGCUAGAAGCCAGAGGCGUUGCUAUGUAUGUAUACAGUAGAUGUCACAUUGUUGCUUCCGCCCACUACAGCUGUGUAUUCACACGGCCCCCGUCUUAAAACAAUACAGCCUACUCUCACAGUACUCAAUACAGCAUACUCCUACACUGCAUUACUUUAGUGUAGACACGGAUUGCAUUUCUGUCCACUGACAAUACAGCUUCUAUGUGUAGUAUAUGCAUCUAUGUAUAGUACAUGUCUAUGACUGGAAAGCUGAUGAAACUGCAGUCUGUUUUCCACGCACACACACACACACACACACACCACACACAUGAAAAUGAACAAGUGGGUACAAUGCAGGCUUUCACUCUGAGUUCAAUUGAUCUUGUGCUUGCCAGACAAAAAGGUACACAAUUUGGCCCAUUUUGAUCUAUCGACAGGAGUGCCAAUGACCAUGGAUAAAAUGUGGCCCACAAAAACUAAACAAAAAAGAUCAAACCAAAAAAAGUUGGUAGCCUAACGUGUUCUGAUCCAUUUUUGCUUGAUUAGCACCAAAAAUUAUAAAUAAACUACGUCAUCAAUCUCAAAGUUCAAAAUGAAUCUCCUAAAUUGAAAUGUGAAAGACAACAUGUAAUCAUGUCAUUGUGAUGGGAUGAGUGUGGGAUUGAGUGAUCUGAAGACUACACUCUCAAAUUACAAAAAUACAUUAGAGGGUUUAUUAUUAUUAGCUGUGGGUUGGUUAUUAAUAUCUGUAAGUGGGUGUGUUGUGCGCCAGAUGUGGACGUUGUGCCAAAUAUGGGGACGAUGGCCGCAUCUGAAGUGCUCACUAGUUCAGUCACUGCAUAGGGCUACACAUACUGGGUUGCAUUGGUUUGUCCCUUAUAUGAUACUCUAUGCUGGGCACGAGUGGACAUUUUGGACGCGCCCUCAGACUGCAGUUUCUCUGCUUCCUCUUCCUCCUGCCUCCAGCAGCUGUAUGGGCAAACGCCUCUGAGCUGUGCUUGUAAUGUAACAGUCUUUUGGUUCAAAUGCCAUUGCCAUUGGCUGUGCUUCUAAUAUACAGUCCUUGCAACUUAAAACAGAAACGCCACUGACUUUGCCUCUAACUUAAGCCUUUUGGUCAAACGCAAACACCAUUGACUGUGCUUAACAUACAGUCAUUGACUGCUUCUGAUAUACUACAGUAAUUGUUUCAAAUACAAACCUUGUGCUUACACAGAAACAAACAUGGGACUUUAGGGCAAACGCAAACGCCAUUGACUGUGCAGUCAUUGGUUCAAAUGCAAACAUCUCUGAAUGCUUCUGAUAUACUACAGUCAUUGUUUCAAAUACAAACCUUGUGCUUAUACAGAAAAUAGACGUAACUGGCUCUACUUGUAUAGUCUUGAAAUUAAAUGCAAACGCCACUGACUUAGCUUCUAAUAUGCAGUGCUUGAUUCAAACACAAAUGAGUCCGUCUUUUGGUCAAAGGCAGGCACCAUUGACUGUGCUUACGUAUGCAGUUUUUGGUUCAAACGCCAGUCUGUGCUUCUGAUAGAAAAGUCUUUAUGCUAACGUCACUAACUCUGCUUAUACGUCGUUAAUUCAAACACUACUGUCUAUGCUUCCUCUGCCCCCUAUCAGUAGUUUCAGCUCUCUUUGCAGCUCCAUUUUCAACGCAGGUGUUAAAUGCAGUGCAGUCAGCAUGCCUGCACAAAGCACUGUCUACACACACACACAAACACACACACACACACACACACACACACACACACACACACACACACACACACACACACACACACACACACACACACACACACACACACACACACACACACACACACCACAGCUGUCUGUUGUAUUGUGUUGAAAUGGCUCCCGUGGCAACCCUGUGUUCCUGAUCUACAGCUAUGACUUGCUGCCACUUGCUAAG
This is a messenger RNA of Engraulis encrasicolus (European anchovy), 4557 nucleotides long. Its product is annotated as NCK-interacting protein with SH3 domain-like. The transcript is spliced from 13 exons. Gene Ontology annotation, biological process: endocytosis. The record is from RefSeq and is a predicted model, not a curated record. Bases 147 to 2486 code for a protein of 779 amino acids. Gene Ontology annotation, molecular function: protein binding; Arp2/3 complex binding. NCBI's taxonomy places the organism in Eukaryota, Metazoa, Chordata, Actinopteri, Clupeiformes, Engraulidae.